UAAAAAUAUCUCUAACACAACACCACUCCUCCUCCUAGUCAUCCUCUACAAUAUAAAAAUAAAAAUAUCUCCAUUAACCGUCCAACUUCGAAUCCAUCAACACAACGUCUCUCUUCUCUCUCAUUCUCUGAAUAGAGAGUAACGAAUCUGCAUCCAUUGCUGUAAAGAGAGGAAGGAUAAGAUGGCGCCACCUGCAGUUCCAGGAGGAGGUGCUGUUGCUGCUGGAGGAGGGCAACAGGGUCAAGGACAGCAACGACAGCAGCAAGGAGGGAUGGGGCAAACAAUAACAGGGAUAAUAAGGAUGGCUGUUUUUUGGUACUUCAUAUCUAAAUUCAUCUCUCCCAAAAAAGCCCCUACGGACCCCUCCAUCCUCAUCUCCAAUCUCUUCCAAAAAGGAGAUUCUUUGGAUAUGUGGUUCUAUCUCUCUGAGCAGGAAAGGUUUAAUGACUUCAAUAAUGAAGGUGCGCUUAUUUGGCAUGAAACAAAUAUACCUUAUGCCAUUUGGGGACCAGAGAGUACAAGGUCUCUUUCUUUGAAAUACUAUCCAUCUGAGGCAUUGAAGCACAAUGGCACUCUUUAUGCACAUGUUUUCUUUGCACGUUCUGGAUAUCCACCAGACCCAAGUGAUCCUGAGUACCAGCCUCUUGCUGCUUUUGGAAGGGCACACCCUGUUGUUGCAUAUUUGCCCAAGUCAAAAACAGAUAAAAGGAAGAGCCUGUUGGGUGAUUCCAAAGACUCCAAGGAGGCUGAAGUGGUUUCUCAGGUGGUUGAUGAUGGUCAAGCUGAUUCUAAAGAUGAUGGCCCUGUAGAAUGGAUUUCAUAUUGGAAACCUAAUGUUACAAUUAAUCUGGUUGAUGAUUUCACAAAAUACCCCCAUAAUGCUGUACCGCCAAAUAUUGCUCCUUACUUGAAUGUUGAGCCUACUUCAGGGAAUUACUUCCCCACCAUAUUCUUCAAUGAAUUCUGGCUGCUUCGAGAUAAAUUGAUCCCACUUAAUGAGACAGUGACAGAAUUGACACUUAAUUUGGAGGUGGGUCCAAUAAGCAUGACAAAAUGGCAACUAUUCAUGCAGAUUGAUCAGUCAUUCCAGGUUCAUCGUAGUUAUGGAAGCAUGCUUGAAGGCGAGGCUGAUGAACUGAAGAGGGUGUUCUUGGAAGGAAAUCCUUACCUCCUGGUGAUUACCAUGGUUGUUUCAAUGCUUCAUUCAGUGUUUGACUUCUUGGCGUUCAAGAAUGAUAUCCAAUUUUGGAACAAAAAUAAGUCUAUGGAAGGACUGUCUGCGAAGUCUGUUGUUGUGAGCUUUAUUUCUCAGCUCAUUGUCUUUCUUUAUCUGCUUGACAAUGACACUUCAUGGAUGAUUCUUGCAAGUUCUGGAGUUGGCUGCUGCAUUGAGUUUUGGAAGAUAGGGAAAGCCAUGCACAUAGAGAUCGAUAGAAGUGGAACUAUUCCUAUGUUGAGGUUCCGAGAUCGCGAGUCGUAUGCAGGGAAUAAGACAAAGGAAUAUGAUGACCUUGCAAUGAAGUAUUUGUCCUAUGUGCUCUUCCUUCUUGUUGCAUGCUCUUCUGUUUACUCACUAAUGUAUGAGCGCCAUAAGAGCUGGUAUUCAUGGAUUCUCUCUUCACUCACAAGCUGUGUUUACAUGUUUGGUUUUAUCAUGAUGUGCCCUCAGUUGUUUAUAAAUUACAAGCUGAAGUCUGUGGCACAUCUCCCAUGGAGGCAGAUGACAUACAAGUUCCUUAACACCAUCAUUGAUGAUCUUUUUGCAUUUGUCAUCAAAAUGCCAACAUUGCAUCGGCUUUCUGUCUUCCGUGAUGAUCUUAUAUUUCUGAUAUACAUAUACCAGAGGUGGGUUUAUCCUGUGGACAAAUCGCGUGUAAAUGAAUUUGGUUUUGGUGGCGAGGAUGAUCAGGCAUCGGCUGGUGAAGUAACUGCUGCAAAAGAGGAAGAGAAGAAGACUAACUGAGCUGUUGUCAAAUCCUUCGAAACUAUAGCACAUAGCUAAAGUUUAGAUAGGAUGUUUUGAACCUUUGUUUUCAUUUCAUUAAUCAUCAUAGAAUGUUUUCCAGAGAUUUUGUUGGUAUUUGAUUGCAAAAGUGAUUUUGGGAUCCCCUUCCUGGGUUAAGUUCUGCCCGGUUCCCACA
This is a messenger RNA of Populus euphratica (Euphrates poplar), 2141 nucleotides long. RefSeq names its product cleft lip and palate transmembrane protein 1 homolog. Gene Ontology annotation, cellular component: endomembrane system; membrane. Bases 182 to 1963 code for a protein of 593 amino acids. The transcript is spliced from 12 exons. NCBI's taxonomy places the organism in Eukaryota, Viridiplantae, Streptophyta, Magnoliopsida, Malpighiales, Salicaceae. The record is from RefSeq and is a predicted model, not a curated record.